Molecule: messenger RNA, 2769 nt
Organism: Juglans regia (Persian walnut)
Lineage: Eukaryota; Viridiplantae; Streptophyta; Magnoliopsida; Fagales; Juglandaceae
Exons: 11
Coding region: 589-2436 (615 amino acids)
Source: RefSeq, a predicted model, not a curated record
AACCCGCUCACAUCAUGAACUAACAUGCGCUUUCAUCUCUCUCUCUCUCUCUCUCUCUCUCUCUGGGUCGCAUAGUCUAAAUGCUUUAUUAUAUUAGCGAAGACGAAGAACUGGAGCACUACAACAAAAACCAAAAGACUAUAAGAGAGAGAGAGAGACUCAUGAGCGUACUCAAUUUUUUUCUUUUCUUCUAAGUAUCUGAUCUGCUUGUCUCUAUCCCUCUCGCACUUUCCUUUGCUCAUCUUUUUUGUUUACGUCCAGACUAUGUAGAUUGUUUUAUAUAAUCUUUUGAAACUAUCUUGGUUUCAGUUGGAAUAUUAGUUUAACACAAGUCGGUUCUUGUCCAUCUGUGACGUUUUCUUGGAUGACGCUUCAACCUCGAAACGUUGUCGUUUCUUUCUCCUUCUUCUGAGAGCUAGCUUUUGUUUGUUUUCUUUCGCUCUGUUCGAGAUUUAAAAGAAACUCAAAAAUAUGCACCUGCCAUUUCUGUUUCUUGGUCUCACUGCCUCAAAGUUUCCACUUUCCCGCUCUCUGUAAAAUGGUGUAUUAAUUGUGUUGCACUGUUUUCUGGAAAAAAAGUAAAAGAAGAUGAAUACCAGAGUGCGGACCGCUCUUCAGGCAAUGAAAGCUCCUUUGAACCUUGAUAAAGAGAAGAUGGAGACUCAAGGGCGCAAAGUAAGGGGUGCCGAGAAACCUGUGACUAAUCGACGGAGAUCAAAUAGAGAGAGAAAAAUGGCGUUACUUCAAGAUGUUGAUAAGCUAAAGAAGAAGCUCAGGCAUGAAGAGAAUGUUCACAGAGCAUUGGAGAGGGCUUUUACGAGACCUUUAGGAGCUCUACCUCGUCUUCCUCCUUAUCUUCCCCCAUAUACAUUAGAGCUUCUCGCCGAAGUAGCUGUUCUAGAAGAGGAGGUUGUUCGUCUAGAAGAGCAAGUUGUGAAUUUUAGACAAGGUCUCUAUCAGGAAGCUGUAUACAUAUCCUCCAAGAAGAAUGUCGAGAAUUCGAGUGAUGCAAUCGACCGUAACUCCGUUAAAAGCUCCAGCACCAAACAUCAGCGAUCGAAGUCUUCGCCCCAAAAUGAGCUCCAUUCAGCAACAUCUACGGCCCGGCCUCAACCUUGUCUUGCCAGAAGCACAAGUAGAAAGCUAUCAUCCCCAGAUACCUUCCCUGAUCGAGCUGCUAAUUGUUCCAGUGUGCCAGUGAUGGAGAAACAAACUCUUAAGAAACGCAACUCCCCUCCAUCUUUUCCAGAAGAUCGACAAGGAAAAGAGAAUUUGUUGUGUUCUAAUUCUGUGAAGGACAAACAAUCUCCAGAAAAGAAAUACGCAAAAGUUGUAGCCUCUAUGAAGAGAGCUCCAAUCAAGCAUGAAUCAAUGGAGAAGUGUGCGGAUCCUUUUCGGUCAAAGCUAGAGAGCAGAUUAGUAGAGGAGAGAGCAGAGGAGAGUUCCUCUGGUUCUUCAGGGGAUAGAGUAUUGGAAGCUGAUAGCACUCCGAACAAAGUAUCUGAGGAUAUAGUAAAGUGCUUGUCUGGCAUUUUUGCAAGGAUGAGCACGUUGAAAGACAAAGUAGCAGAAUUAGGGGCUUUUCAAUCAGUUGCUUCUCAUGCAAGCAACAGAGAAACAGAGUUUAGAGAUCCUUAUGAUAUCUGUCCAGAAUACAGAAACAGAGAUAUUGGUCCUUAUAAGCAUCUCUGUUCAAUUGAAGCGAGUUCAAUUGAUCUCAAUCGGACAACAAAUGCUUUGUUUCUGAUCCAUAGACUAAAGUUGCUAUUCGGAAAGCUUGCCACUGUGAACUUGGAGGGUCUUACUCAGCAGCAGAAGCUUGCAUUCUGGAUUAAUAGUUACAACUCCUGUAUGAUGAAUGCAUUUUUAGAGCAUGGGAUACCCAAUACCCCCGAAAUGGUUGUAGCACUGAUGCAGAAGUGCUUGCCUCAGGCGACAAUAGUUGUGGGGGGACACUUGCUGAAUGCAAUAACAAUUGAACACUUCAUCUUGAGACUGCCUUAUCACUUGAAAUUUACAUGUGCAAAAACUGCAAAAAACGAUGAGAUGAAAGCACGAAGCGUAUUUGGAUUAGAAUGGUCUGAACCCUUGGUUACAUUUGCGCUCUCCUGUGGAAGCUGGUCCUCCCCUGCUGUGAGGGUGUACACAGCAUCUCAAGUUGAAGAAGAGUUGGAAGUAGCAAAGAGGGACUACUUGCAGGCAGCAGUUGGCUUUACCAAGACAAGCAAAUUGAUUAUCCCCAAGCUACUAGAUUGGUAUCAACUUGACUUUGCUAAGGACUUGGAAUCAUUGCUAGAUUGGGUCUGUUUGCAAUUACCUGAUGAACUUCGCAGUGAAGCAGUUAAAUGCCUUGAGAGAAGGGGAAGUGAACCCCUCUCACAAUUAGUGCAAGUAAUGCCGUAUGAUUUCAGUUUCAGGUUACUUCUACACCGAUAAGUUUUUUUUCUCCUUUUUUUUUUUUUUUUUUUUUGGUUUUGAGAAUGCUUGGUUCACAAAGAGAUCUCACAAAAAUAAAAUUCACAGACUGAUGUGACAACAUGACCGCAUUAGGUUGUGAGCUUUACUCUUAUGAGAUCUCUUUGUAAAACGUUCCUGGAGUCUGUUUGGUUUCACUAAUUUUGGACGUGGUGGGGUUGUGUAUUGAUAGACACAAGUGAAAGUACAUAUAUAUGGCGUAGCAUUUGUAAGUGUGGGCAAAAUACCAUUACUAUGAACAAAUGGGUUUAGGGUGAGUUGAUUGAUUCAUUAUUUUGGGGAAGAGUACAUGAA